This is a messenger RNA of Cryptococcus wingfieldii CBS 7118, 3888 nucleotides long. RefSeq names its product cytoplasmic protein. The transcript is spliced from 11 exons. Lineage: Eukaryota; Fungi; Basidiomycota; Tremellomycetes; Tremellales; Cryptococcaceae. Bases 1 to 3888 code for a protein of 1295 amino acids. The record is from RefSeq and is a predicted model, not a curated record.
AUGCAGGCGCACAGACAGCAGCACGCCACCCCGCCGCCCCUCCCGCGGCUCAACACCCGGAGCUACUCCAGCUCCACCGCCUCCACCACCCACUCGGCUCUCCUCCCGCCCCCGUCUCCCCUCGGCGCCCCUGCCAGUAUUGGUAUGGGGCAGAGGAGCGUCAGCAACGCCUCUUCUGCCUCUGGCUUUGGUCUCACAGACGAGAUCGAUAGGCUGAGCUAUCUCUAUUCUCUUCGAACAGCAGUACUCCACCACCACCUCCUCAGCCCCAACCCUGGUACCCCCAAACCCUCCUCAAUCCGCUCAAAUUCUUCCUCUCGAGAUCCUCCCCUGCCAUCCCCUCCUCUCACAGGCACCUCCCCCAACGGCUCACGCUUUACAUCCUUCUCCUUCCACUCCGCGCCCUCUUACAACACUGCCCCCAAGCUCCCGGAUACACCCACCACUCCCACCACUCCGCCGCCGAAUCUCCGUCGAAAGAGUUCCGCAUGGACGUUGGGCAAAGGGCACAAGCCUGAGGGGGAAGGGUCCAAGUUGCCGAAAGAGUUUUUGCUCGAGUUUUGGGGGAUCCUCGGCGGGGAAGAAGGUGAUCAGGGAUGGAAGACGGCUGUGGGGGCGUUCUUGGGGAUGAUCAAGAAGGGCACCAAGACGCCAAGCGGUUUGAAUCUGCGAGAGAUUCCGACUAUCCUCGAAGCUUUCACAUCCAACAUCCCCCCUCCUUCUCCCACCUGCGCACCCCAGCACACGCACCAGUCCCACCUCUUACAGCUCCUCUACAACACCCUCCCUCGCUCUUCCCACUUCUCCCCCAUGUCCCGUGCCCAGACCGACAAAGACAGAGAGCUCCUCUCCCGUCUCCGCUCCGAAGUCCAAUCUUAUAUGCUCGCGCCGUCGCCGAACCCCGCUGGAGAUGGCGCCUCAAGCAACUUGACGACGCCUGUGGCUACCACGCCAAAAAAGAGUCCUGUCGGUCUUGGACGUCCUUCCGCUCAGUCUGUUGACGCAGUCAGGAGGAAGCCGAGCCCUAUCUGGGAUGGGGAUGUGAACGAGAUGAUUAACACUGUCGGUCAAGUCUGGGGAGUGCGACGGGAUGUGAUGGAUAGGGAUAUCUUGGAUAUCAAGUCUCACGGAAAGUCUGUCGAGCUUCUCUACAUGAACGAUCUCAAACGCGCCCUCACCGCCAUCUCCUCCCAGCCCCCUCCUCUCACCUCCUCCCAAAAGAGCCGACAAGCCUAUCUCUCCCAAGCAUUCACAAACAUCUACAACGACUUUCCCUCCCUCAACGCCCCCUCCGACCCCAGCGAAUACGCUUCCCCAGCCCGGGACGUCCCCGGCGGCGGCGCCGGCUUCUUCUUCAUCCCCAGCCGUACCGUCGAAGUCUUCGGCCGCCUCGCUUCUCGCUGCGCCGAAGCGGGCCACAGCGCGCGUACGCGAGAUUUGCUCGAACGUUGUCGAGAAGUGUGGGGCAUCAGCUCCCGCCGAGAGAAAGAGAAAGAGCUCGAAGGGCUCGUCGGGCGAUGGGGCGACAGUAUCGGGACCUCAGACGAAAUCCCUCUCUCGCGAACUAUCGCCGACGGCCUCAAACUCAUCUCUUCCGACCUCAAAGCCGGCGACCCUCUACCAUCAGUCAUGAUCCAAUACCUCCACAUCCUCCUCUCCCUCACAACCUCCAACCUCCUCACUAUAUUCCCCUCCUCACGCCCCCCUCCUCCCCCUCCACCUUCUCUGCUUAUCCUAUUCAACGCUGCGCCGCGUUUGUUUGCGUCUCAGGAGGAUUCGAGAAAGACGUUGAGCGAUGCGCAGGAUGAGCUUGUGGGAGCUGCUAUAGGCGAGUAUAUCGGGGCGGUGGAAGAGUACAUGGGCGGCGUCGGCGGUGGGGAGAAUAAGGGAUUGGUGGAGGGGUUGGAGAAGGUGGCGAAGUGGAUGGAGAAGGAAGUCAGGGGGGUCAAGAAGGCUUGGGGACGAGGACUCGAGUCGGCGCUCAACCCAGCAGCCAUCAUCCUCUCCCGCCAACUCCCCCUCUUCCUCGCCGAACUCCAAGCCCUCUCCCACCCUUCCCCCUCUGGCCAAGCGUCCGACAUCUUCCCCCUCUACGAAACCACCGGCAAGCUGCUCGAGCUGUGGGAAGAUCUCGUCAGAGAUAAGGAACAUGAUUUCGAGCUGGAUGUGUUCUUUGAGCCGUUUGUGAGGGGGUGGUUGAAAGAGACGGAAGGGUCCGAGGUGGAGGGGUGGGUAGCGAGGAGCGUGGGGAUGGAUAGCUGGGUACCGGAGGGCGAGAACAAACAUAGUCAGUCUGUCAUCGACCUAUUCGACUUUAUCCGUGGCUCGGCGAGUAUCAUCCUUCACGACCUGCCGUUGAGCGAGUACAAGCGUGCCAUUUACCUGAUCGACUACUCCAAAACCGUAUCAUUUGCCGUCAACCAAUACGCUUCCACCGUCCUCGCUCUCUUUGUCCACGAUAUCAACCCCGAACGCUCCCUCUCUCCAUCUGCCGAGCCCGCUUAUCAAGGGAUGUUGAGCGGGAAAGCGAGCUCAUGGUUGGCAAAAGGGCAGCAGGCGGUGAAGAGUCUGGAAAAGAAGAAGGUUGAUGGAUUCGUCGUCCCUCCUGCCGCGUGCGUAAAGCUCACCGACAUGGGAGCUGCCAAAACCUGCCUCGAAGACCUCACAUUCGCCCUCGAAGCCGCCCACACUGCCCGAAUCGUAAAGUCCCACCAUCUCGACACCCCCCAUACUGAGCGUAACGUCAACCAUGUCUUUACCGUCACUGUCGUUCGCGGCCAGGGUCUUUUGGGGAGGGGGCUGAAGGGUGGGGCGGAUGCGUUUGUUGUUGUUUUGGAUAAGGGGACGGGGGAGAGGAGGAUCAAGACGAAGACGAUCUUGGGGGCGGAAGAUCCAAAGUGGGAACAAGCUUUCGAAAUCACCGUCGGCGCUAUCAAAUUCCUCGAACUACAAGUAUUCGACCGACAGCUCGUCGGCAAACACGAACCCCUCGGUACCGCCUCAUUCAAACUCGACCCCCGCUCUUUCACCUCCACCCCCACCCGCGAUAUCGUCCUCCCCCUAUCUCCCCGCGGUACCAUCCACAUCCGUAUCAGCAUGGAAGGCGGCGAGAAGAACGACGUGCAGUAUCACCUUGAUGUUGCUGGACGAGCCUUGGAUAGGGCGGAGGGGGAUAUGAGGAGGGGAAUUGUGGAAAAGAUGGGAGAGUUUAUCAAGGCGCAGUUGAGUGUGGGGACGAUACAGGCAUUGAUGAGGCCUCUCAAGGAUAAGAAGAGGGGGAAGGUGCCGCUUAGUGAUGAUGAGAUCGAGACGAGCUUGUUGCCGUUGUAUGACUAUCUCAACGAUACUUUCUCAAUCUUCUCCGUCACCCUCACAUUCGACAGCCGCAUUCGACUCAUGCUCUACAUCUGGCACCGCAUCAUCGAAACCCUCAUCUCCCUCCUCGUACCCCCUCUCUCCGAAAAACCAUCCCACGCCCAGCCCCUCACCUCCCCCGAAGUCGACAUCGUCUUCAAGUGGCUCCAGAUCAUCAAAGCCUUCUUCAACGCUUCCGAAAACGGCGUCGAGCACGGUGUCCCGCUCUCUCAACUACAAGCCGGGCCGUAUCGGGAUAUUGUCAUGCUGGGGCAGUAUUUGGACUUGCCGACGCCGAGUUUGAAGGAAAGGUGUAGUGCGGCGGUCAGGGCUGCUGGAAAGACUGGGGGAAGCGCUGGGAGGAUCGAGGAUGGUAUGCGUGGUAUGGCUCUAGACGAGGGGCAGGAGGGAGAGAGGAUGGCCGAGGUGCUUUUGCGUAUUGCAAGGACGAGACCCGAUACCGGCGAUUUCCUUGCUCACGAAAUCGGACUUCUUACAAAAGCACGUGUCGAGAAACAGGCGGGCGUGCUUUAG